Molecule: messenger RNA, 2348 nt
Organism: Physcomitrium patens
Lineage: Eukaryota; Viridiplantae; Streptophyta; Bryopsida; Funariales; Funariaceae
Product: 2-oxoglutarate and iron-dependent oxygenase domain-containing protein ICU11
Molecular function (GO): L-ascorbic acid binding; iron ion binding; oxidoreductase activity, acting on paired donors, with incorporation or reduction of molecular oxygen
Source: RefSeq, a predicted model, not a curated record
UGGACGGAAAAAACUGAGAGACUGCACUGUCGACCGGACUCGACGCAUCCUUUAUUUAUCAUGCCAGGGACACAUUGCUUGCUGCGUUCGACCUGUUGCCAAGACCAACUGUCGGCAAUCUUUGGUGAAAAUUGAACGCAGCGUGUCUAAUCUCGAUCAAACGAACUCGAAGCUUCGUGUUGUCUUGGAAAUACGCAAAGUGGUGCCUAUCUAUUUAUAGAGUACUGGGUGACUAGAUUCUUCCUUACCUAGGUUAGUAUCUCGUGCCUUGCUUCCAGUGGCAACAAAGAUUUACCGUAAAGGGCAAAGUUGCGGAGACCAGUAACCAAGCGUAAUUUCACUUCUUGUGCAUGAACAGGGUAUCAUCCCGUCCUCGUCGGCCUCAGUAUUCUCCUCUCUUUCUAUCCACAGUUCUGAUCAAGGUUGGCGCUGGAGUUGGUGAGAUUUUGACGUUGACGUUCGGCCUCUCUUCGUUUACAUUCUCGUAUUGAUCGAGAUGCGCAGGAUUUUAGUGACCCCUCUUGUGGAACAUGCUGCAUAAUGUCAAUGUUUUGGGGAAACUUUUUUUGGUGGGCGAGAUAAGUUAUCUCGAGGAUUUUUGUGGGGUUAGAGAAGUGGUUGCAUUGCGAUGGAGUCGGAGUUUUAGUUGGUGGUGGUGAAAGGCGGGCGAGUGGAGUGUUGGAGUGGGUUGGAUCAUAGGGCGAGGAUUUGGGUUUUUGGAGGUUUCCGUAUGUGGUUGUUUUGAGAGGUUUUGAGGAUGAAAGAACCAGCUCCAGCGACAGAGGAUAUAGUCCUGAGCAGCAGGAAGAGGUUGAAACCACCAGGUAGCAAUAACGGGCAGCCGUCGAGACGACCGCGAGAGGAAGAAUUGGGGAAAGACGGAGUGGUGACUAUACCGCGUCUUUUGAAGACUCCUAACGUGAACCAUAAGUCGGAAAAUUAUGACGAUUUGGAGGACUUGGAAUAUCCGGCCGCAUUGUACAGUAGCAUGGAGCAGCAUUUGCCGUCCGGCUUCUUGAACGUCUCACGCGAAAAGAAAUUGGUGUUGUUGGAUAGGAUAUUGUCUAAGUAUCGUCCUAAUGGAGAGCGUGCGAAGAAACAUCGGGAGUACAGAGAAAGAAUAAGGCAUAAUUAUCAGCCACUACAUUUUGAACUCUACACGCUUGAUCCCGAGCGCUUUUUUGUGAACUCCUUCUUGGAAGCGGUGAAGGACGGGUCGGAGACUGCGCUGCGCCGCAUUCUGACCGAGCACUCUUCAGGGGUUUUUACUUUCAGCAUGUUGAAACCUUCUUUCUGCGUAAAAAUGUUGGAGGAAGUAGAGCAUUUUGAGAGAUGGGCACAAGAAGCAAGAGUGAAGGUCAUGCGUCCAAAUACUAUGAACAAUUACGGAGCUGUUCUCGAUGACAUUGGAAUGGAGUCCAUGUUGAAUCAUCUAAUGAUCCGCUACCUGAAACCCAUGGCUGCUGUGUUGUUUCUCAAUGUUGGUGGAUGUUCUUUGGACACUCACCAUGGUUUUGUUGUGGAGUAUGCAAUGGAUCGCGAUCUUGACCUUGGCUUUCAUGUUGAUGACUCUGAGGUGACACUAAAUGUCUGCCUUGGCAAGGAGUUUGAUGGAGGAGAGCUCUUCUUCCGUGGUGUUCGAUGUGACAAACAUGUGAAUGGCGAGGCACGGCCUGAGGAAGUAUUGGAAUACUCUCAUGUACCUGGUCACGCCAUCCUACAUGCUGGUCGUCACCGACAUGGUGCGAAGGCUAUUACCUCUGGUCAGCGUACAAACCUGAUUCUUUGGUGUCGCAGCUCUGAGUUCCGGGAGUUAAAGAAGUACCAGCGUGAUUUCUCUAGUUGGUGUGGAGAGUGCCUGUUGCGGAAGAAAGAAAGAGUUCGUCGACUUUCCAGUGCUAAACGGCAACUGGCAUCUUGAUCUCACCAUUAUUUUGCUGGGUACAUGAAAUCUUAUGUCAUAGUUUCUGUAAAUUAUGCCGGUAGCUGUGUGAGAUCUUUAAAUUACUUGCUCUUCUCAGAGGAGGUAUCAUAGUAGCAACUCUGCAUAAUCUAAAAUAGUCUGUACAGUGAUAAGUCUACUCGUCAGCCUCAUACACUUGAACACCACGGCAUAAUUCCUUUCGAAUAGCCAUUUCUUCUCUCUUUUUGUACGAAAUUGAUUUACAUCGUACAAUUUCUAGCUUCUUUGCCAACAGUUGACAGUGGACACCAGUUAUUUUUGUGUUCCAAAUUGAAUUGACGGUGAGAUUUUCUUUAAUUUUUACUUUAUAAGUAGGCUUUCAACUACGGACGCAAAUGUAAGUGACAUAACGUGGAAUUUGUUGGUCUUCAUCCUUAUAUUACAA